AACCCGGCAUGCCGUACCUGGACCGACAGAACCGUAUCUGCGGGUUCCUGGACAUUGAAGAAAAUGAGACCUGUGGCAAGUUUCUGCGGAGGUAUUUUAUCCUGGACACCCAGGCCAACCACCUCCUGUGGUACAUGGACAACCCUCAGAACCUGGCCAUCGGAGCGGGUGCUGUGGGAUCUCUGCAGCUGACCUAUAUCUCCAAGGUCAGCGUCGCCACCCCGAAACAGAAGCCGAAAACUCCGUUCUGCUUUGUUAUCAACGCUCUAUCCCAGCGCUAUUUCUUGCAAGCCAGCGAUCAGAAGGAUCUGCAGGACUGGGUGGAGGCGCUGAACCGGGCCAGUAAGAUCACGUUUCCUCAGGGCGGCAGUGUCCCACCAGCCACGGAGAUUGCGAAGCCCCCGGUGGUCCCCCAGGCCCAGGAGAGGAAGCCCCAGGUGGCCUACAAAACAGAGAUUGUGGGGGGGGUGGUGGUCCACACGCCCAUCUCCAUCAACCAGAACGGUGGGGACGGAGGGGAGGGCAGUGAGGUGGGGGCUGCCCACCCGCUGCUGCGGCGCUCGCAGAGCUACAUCCCCCCCUCGCCCAGUGCCCAGCGAUUCCCUCCUCUUUUCCAGAGGAAGAGCUGGAAGCGGCGGUACUUCGUCCUGGAUGAGUUUUCCAUCAGUUACUACAAGUGUGAGCAGGACAAGGAGCCCUUGCGUUCGAUUCUCCUGAAGGACGUUUGCAAGACCCACGAGUGCCUGGUCAAGUCUGGUGACCUCCUGAUGCGGGACAACCUCUUUGAAAUCAUAACAAGCUCCAGGACCUUCUACAUCCAGGCAGACAGCCCCGAGGACAUGCACAGCUGGAUCCGGGCGAUCACGGGCGCAGUCCAGGCCCUGAAGACCCGCCCCAGGGAGAUGUCCUUCAUGAGAUCCACCUCCAUGGGCAGGCCCGGCGGCUCCUCGGCCCCAUCCCCGGCACGGCCGGCGGCCGAGGAGCGGAGAGCCCUGUGCAAGGCCCCGUCCAGCUCCUCCUGGCAGCCCUGGACGCCGGUGCCGCAGGUGCCACCAGCAGAGGGGAAGCGGCCAGAGCCGCUCAGGGACUCGGUGUUCGUGCCGGCGCUGACGGAGCGCGCGGGCAGAGCCGCGCCGGGCACGCGCCUGCGCCACAGGUCGGAGCCGCAGCACCUCAAGGAGAAGCCGUUCGCCUUCGACCUGGACGACGAGAGCAUCCGGACCUCCGACGUCUGACCG
Messenger RNA from Manacus vitellinus (golden-collared manakin), 1238 nucleotides. RefSeq names its product pleckstrin homology domain containing A2 (gene PLEKHA2). The coding region runs from base 9 to 1235 and encodes 408 amino acids. The transcript has 12 exons. NCBI's taxonomy places the organism in Eukaryota, Metazoa, Chordata, Aves, Passeriformes, Pipridae. Gene Ontology annotation, molecular function: PDZ domain binding. The record is from RefSeq and is a predicted model, not a curated record. Gene Ontology annotation, cellular component: membrane; cytoplasm.